AUGGCGACGACUCAGACAGCUCUUCAAGCUCCCUUCGAGACGAUUUCCCUCGAAAACAGGAGCCAGAAUGAAGAUGUCCCAGAGACUCGACGUGCGGGGCGAGUCUUUGAAGCUGACCCUGCAUUCACGACAAGUCCAGCAUCACGCCGACUCAUAAUCUCUUUAUUGGUCUGCGCAAACAUGAUCCAGUUCAUGUCCAAUUGUGUCACCAUCGUCGGCGGUCUACCGCUUAGUAAAGACUUGGGGCGUGAAUCAGGUCCCGGCAAGGCAAAUUGGAUGGUCGCUUCAUAUCCACUCACUCAAGGCGCAUUCGUCCUAGUGACAGGCCGACUAGGCGCUAUCUACGGCCAUUCUCAACUUACCCUUCUCGGCUGUGCAAUCUUCACUCUCUUCUCUCUCAUCAAUGCAUUCACCAAAUCAUAUGACUCUUUCAUCGCCAUGCGCGCUUUGACUGGUGUUGGUGGAGGCAUCUUCAUGCCCAAUGCCGUAUCAAUUAUCACCACCAUGGUUCCACCAGGUCGAUCGCGAAAUGUCGUUUUGGGGUUUUUUGCAGCGUCGCCGCCUCUGGGAGGAAUGAUCGGUUCGUUAAUCGCAGGCGUUUUUAUUGAUCAUGUCAAUUGGAUGUGGCUUUUUGUUCUGAUUGCUGGUAUUGCGGCUUUCAAUCUGGCGUGGUUGGCGUAUCUCAUGCCGAAGGAAACCCCAGUUGACAAAGGAGGACACAUAGAUAUCCCCGGGAUCAUCCUGGGACUAGGAAGCUUACUUCUUUUCAACGUAGUAUGCAACCAAGCGCCAUCAGCUGGAUGGAACGCGCCCUACGAGAUAGCCCUACUAGUUCUUUCUGUAGUCAUGUUCCUUACCUUUCUGCUCUGGGAGAAGCGUUAUGCCAAGGACCCCAUAAUGCCGCUGUCAGUCUUUCAAGCGCCGACUUUCACAGCUUUAGUCUUUGUUGUGCUUCUGAGCUAUAUGGCCUUCGGGAUCGGUCUCUGGUACUCGACAAGUUGGCAGUACCUCCUGCGUAGAAUAUCCGUCACCCAAAUUGGCAUCAACUGGGUGCCUUUCGGUCUAAGCUCUGUGCUUGCCGUUUUCUUCGCAGCGUGGCUCAUCCCACGCGUUGCAGCGCAAUGGAUCAUGGCGAUCGGUGUGACCGUCACGCUGGUCGGCAAUAUCCUCCUCGCGACCAUGCCGGUGCAGCAAACAUAUUGGGCGCAGGUCUUCCCGGCUAUGGUUCUCUACGGUUUCUGCCCCGACUUGGUGUAUGUAGCGGCACAGGUAAUCGCCAGUAACAGCGUCAGUCGUCGCCAACAGGGCGUGGCCAGCAGUCUGAUUGGAACCCUCAACCUUUACGGAAACAGUUUAGGUCAAGGCUUUGCUGGGACAAUUGAGACAGAGGUUGGUACCAACAACGGCGAUGAAGUUGGGGGUUACAGGGCAGCUCUGUACUUUGCGGCUGGCCUGGCACUGCUUGGCUUGGCCUUGGAUAUCUUGUUCGUCAGGGUGCCGAAGGAUCAGCGCGAAGGAUGGGAUGACCCGUCGGAGAGCGGUGAGCAAGAGCUGAAUGGCAUGACUACAGCUAUCGAAGGACGGGCCUCGCUACGGACUUGA
Fusarium subglutinans is the source of this 1602-nucleotide messenger RNA. Its product is annotated as aminotriazole resistance. Gene Ontology annotation, molecular function: transmembrane transporter activity. The record is from RefSeq and is a predicted model, not a curated record. NCBI's taxonomy places the organism in Eukaryota, Fungi, Ascomycota, Sordariomycetes, Hypocreales, Nectriaceae. Gene Ontology annotation, cellular component: membrane. The transcript has 6 exons. The coding region runs from base 1 to 1602 and encodes 533 amino acids. Gene Ontology annotation, biological process: transmembrane transport.